Molecule: messenger RNA, 1011 nt
Organism: Episyrphus balteatus (marmalade hoverfly)
Lineage: Eukaryota; Metazoa; Arthropoda; Insecta; Diptera; Syrphidae
Exons: 5
Coding region: 496-990 (164 amino acids)
Source: RefSeq, a predicted model, not a curated record
UUUAGUUGAUUUGCAAUGUUGCAACGAAACAAAAUAGAGAGGCGUCAGUUUGUCUUGGUCAUUUAAAUUGUUAGCAAAUUUGUACUGGGAUAAUUUUUUUUUUCGGAAAAUUCUUUAUUUUUGACAUGGAUAUUAAUUUUACACUUGUGACGGUGACAUCUGGCCAUCUUGCAGUAUUGUGAAUAAGGUGUGACUUUAAAAUAAAAAUAAUUAAAAAGUGUAAACAAAUACAGAAUACUUUAAAAUAGAAGAGAUGAAAGUAACCCAAAAAUUAGCAAUGAUAUCUAUUUAGUUGCAAUAUGCACAUUGCAUUGUCCUUGAAGUUGAAGGUUAUCAUCUAACUCGUUUGUCAUUAUCUAUGAACAUCAUUUUCAAAGAAAGUGAAUGACUUUUUUCGUGAUGUAAUUAAAUGAAAUUUCGUGGGACACUGUGGCGAAUACGUACUAUUAUACUAGUUAUACUAUCCAGUCUAGUCCAAAAAAAAAACUCAUCAAAAUGAAAACUAUGUUUUGGAUAAUAAAGCUACCAAUUGUUGGUAUAGCUAUGGGCUUUAUAACUUUUAUUAUAAGUUUUCUAAACCUCGUUGAAAUUAUUGACCACUUCAAUAAACAAAAACAUAGACUUCCUGGGUUCAUAUUUUUUACUGCAAACGAAAACAUAUUGAAAUGGGAAAUUGCUAUUUAUUCUAUGUUUUUAAUUUCGGGUCUUUUUCUUAUAAUUGGUACCAUCAAGAAAAUACAUCAAAUAUUCUUACCAUGGCUGAUUUUAACAGCCUUUGGAAUUCUAUAUGGAGUUGUUUGUACUAUAUUCCAAUUAUUCCUUGCCAUGGGUAGCGUUUACUUUUUUGGCAAUAACUUGUGGAUUGGUGCUAUUGGUCUAAUUUUCUUAAUAAGUUUCUGUAUUUAUGUAUGGAUUGGAAUUGUGCAAUUAUAUUCCAACAUUUAUGAGGAAAAAGAAAGUGAAACUGAAGUAGAUCCAGAGAAGCUAUAGCCUGCUGAGAAAAUGCCUGUA